AUGUCUAUCAAUAGAGUGCAACUUAAAGAUAACCAUAUCCAAUGUUUAGAGACCAACUGUCUUCCGUUUGAAACCACUACAGGUGAAACAGUGGUUUAUGGCUCAACUUCCAAAAGACAAAGUUUAUCCAUAAGUCUGAAAUUAAAUUCACCCCUUAAAAUCAAUUCUAAGGAUGGGGUAAUCUAUGUUACUAACAAGAGGCUCAUAUUCAUAACAGUUUCUUCGGGAGAUAUAAAUUCAUUUCAGAUCGAAUUCAGAAAUUGCCCAAUUCUUCAAUUCUCUCAUAAAAUGCAAUCACCAUGGUUUGGACCAAAUUAUUAUGAGUUCUUAUUUUUGAGUAAUGAUGACACUAAUAUUUCUGAUGGGUUCCCUAAGAAUGAAUGGUUCAAAGGGGAAAUCAAAUUCAAUGAUGGUGGAUUAUUUGAAUUUGUAGACAAAGUGAAUCAUAGCUUGAACGAUUCUGUCAAUAAUCCCCAGGUAGAUGAUCAAUUACCAGCGUAUACACCAGUGUAA
This is a messenger RNA of Yamadazyma jaroonii, 513 nucleotides long. The record is from the annotation of a GenBank genome assembly. NCBI's taxonomy places the organism in Eukaryota, Fungi, Ascomycota, Pichiomycetes, Serinales, Debaryomycetaceae.